CCGAGAUACUUAUUCGUGGCUAUACCUAUCGUCCCCAAUAGACGCCAUAUUUCAGUUUCUCUUCAGCAUUUCACAAAGUGAAAUAGGUGAGGCUAUCACUUACUUUUGCGACGAGGCGGAUUUGACAGAAUAAUCAGGGUGCUCGAUGGUGAACUUAGUCGACCUCCCCACUGAGCUGCUGCACACAAUAUUUUCCAAUAUUCAUGGCGAAAAUGUCACGCUCAAUAACAUCUGCCUUGUUGGCAAUCGCACUCUUCUCGCAAUUGCGCGUCCUUUGACGUUUCGAGAGAUAAACAUUGCGCUUUCCUUACCCCUUACCGAAAGCCACAGAUUUUACUCUAAAUUUCGCUCCGUCUAUUCCAAUAAAAACCGCCGUGACUCGGUCAAGUCUAUCUCUUUUCGCUGCAGUGGCUUCCCAGACAUCAAAAUGUCCGAAAUCUUAGUCAAGCAGCUCCCUCGUUUCGCCGGUGUCACUCAUGCAUCAGUAGAAUGCGAAUACGACCACCUCAAUGAUGACGGCACAUGUUUAUCCACUAUCCUCAUCCCGAUCAUCUUCAAAAUGCCAGCGCUCGAAAGUUUUUCUAUCUCAGCGUGUGGGCUGGACGAUAAUGCCUUCUCUUUGGACUACUCGCGGCCGUUUCUAAAGCACGUCAGGUUUGACUGUGUCUGCAGUGGCCCCAUCUUGGAAUAUGCGCAUGUUGAAGGUGUGCAGAUCAUCGAGGCAAGAGGAGACUACGAAGAUUAUACGAUCAUGCAGACCUUGGAUGGAAUCUCCUCCCUUUCAGAACCACAGCAACAUCUCUUGAAUCAUCUUGAUCUUCGAUCUACCCCAGAUCCCUCAGAUCAACUUGGUAUCGACAUGGCUCAGUGGUUCGCGGAGCUUCCUGCAGGAUCGUUCCCCAAUCUGGAAGUACUCGUCAUAUUGAUUCCCAUAUACCACAUGUUUCUUGGUGCCAUCCUUGAGAAUCUUUCCGUAGGUAAGCUUAAAAAGCUGUGCAUUGGACGUGUUAGUGUCUGGGACACAAUAAGAUAUGUCCCAACUCUUCCUCCCAUGGAUGAUUUUACUUCCCUAGAGGAGACUUUACUGCUGUACAAUGGCUACGAGGACUCCGUGAUAUCGAACCUUACAAAAGCACCUCGUCUUACCCACAUCCAUUUUUUUGGCGACAUCGAUGCCGAUUAUAUGGGGAAGGCGAGGACAUACGGAGAGCUCGUGGAGACUCUGCGUACGGUUUCGUGGGUUAAUCGGGCAACCAUAGGCUUGGAACGAGAUGACAAGGGAGACAUUGUCCAUACGGAAGCUAGGGAUUAUGAGGAACCAGCUUGGUUUGAGUUUGGGACUGCAGCUGAUGGAUGGCGAGGGAAGGAUUAGGUCGUCAUCUGGUCUUACGAUGCAACAGAUCGUUGCAUCACCACUUUCGUUGCGUAGAACAUCUUGCAGCUUAUGUAUCAUCUUAGCAUUAUUUCUCGACGUCAGAUCUUUUAGAACCAACAGCCGAGCAGUCUGGGGGAUGUAUUGGACCCCUUGAAGUUGUCGUAUGCCGUGUUAAUCUGAAAAUUUUCAUGUAUAGCAAGGCGAAAGA
Desarmillaria tabescens is the source of this 1583-nucleotide messenger RNA. RefSeq lists its product as uncharacterized. Gene Ontology annotation, molecular function: protein binding. NCBI's taxonomy places the organism in Eukaryota, Fungi, Basidiomycota, Agaricomycetes, Agaricales, Physalacriaceae. Bases 146 to 1372 code for a protein of 408 amino acids. The transcript is spliced from 3 exons. The record is from RefSeq and is a predicted model, not a curated record.